AUGGGGCGCGAAGACCAAGUCGAAGAACGCGAGGUUCUAGAUUCCAUUUUUGCGGACGAGAUCACAGACAUAUCCGAGACCGAGUACAGAAUAUCAAUUCCGCUAGACAUUCCGGAUGACGAAAAUGAGCCGCCUGUCAUGCUUCUGACGGUGCGAUACCCGGACGAGUACCCAGACAAGGCCCCAUUCCUCGAACUUGCGGCGUCCCAGAAUGCAUCCCCACACCAGUUUCUGAAUGUUGCCGAUGACAAGGCGCAGUUGCUUCAGGACCUGCAAGCAACUAUCGAGGAAAACCUCGGAAUGGCCAUGGUCUUCACCUUGGUUUCAGCUCUGAAGGACGCCGCGGAGCAGUUGGUGCUGGAGCGCAGGAACGCUGCCAUAAGGGCCCACGAAGAGAAGGUCCUAGCAGCCGAGCGCGAAGAGAACAAAAAAUUCGACGGGACACCAGUCAAUCGCGAGACAUUCUUAAAGUGGAGGGAGUCAUUUUUGCAGGAGAUUGAAGAGGCACGUUUAAGGGAGGAAGAAGAGAAAGCCGCCGAGAUGAAGAAGGCCAGGAUAAAAGAGCCUGCCAAACUCACGGGGAGGCAACUCUGGGAGCGUGGUCUCGCGACCAACCAAGAUGAGGGUGAUGAGGACGAAAUUCCCACCGAGGAUGUACAGAAGCUCACGGUCCAAGAUUCCUGA
Lasiosphaeria miniovina is the source of this 684-nucleotide messenger RNA. Its product is annotated as ubiquitin-conjugating enzyme/RWD-like protein. The record is from RefSeq and is a predicted model, not a curated record. Bases 1 to 684 code for a protein of 227 amino acids. Gene Ontology annotation, biological process: cytoplasmic translation. Lineage: Eukaryota; Fungi; Ascomycota; Sordariomycetes; Sordariales; Lasiosphaeriaceae. The transcript is spliced from 2 exons. Gene Ontology annotation, molecular function: protein binding.